This is a messenger RNA of Malania oleifera, 1116 nucleotides long. Its product is annotated as cytokinin riboside 5'-monophosphate phosphoribohydrolase LOG8-like. Gene Ontology annotation, molecular function: hydrolase activity, hydrolyzing N-glycosyl compounds. Gene Ontology annotation, cellular component: nucleus; cytosol. The transcript has 7 exons. Bases 182 to 799 code for a protein of 205 amino acids. Gene Ontology annotation, biological process: cytokinin biosynthetic process. The record is from RefSeq and is a predicted model, not a curated record. Lineage: Eukaryota; Viridiplantae; Streptophyta; Magnoliopsida; Santalales; Ximeniaceae.
CAUCCCAUCUGCCCUCACCCCUUACAUCAGACCCCCACCCCUUCAUUAUCUCAAUUAAUUUUCACUGUAACAUUUAUGUUUCCGAUCUCUCUCUUAUAUAUAUAUAUAUCAGUACUGGUUGGAAUUGAAAGAGUAUAUAUAUGUAUUUUUGAAAUUAUGGAGGAUACAUGUGUGUCUUAAAAUGGGGAAGCUGAAAAGGGUGUGUGUGUUCUGUGGCAGCAAUUCAGGGAACAGGGAGAUUUUCAGUGAUGCUGCUCUUGAUCUUGGAAGACAACUGGUGGAGAGGAAGAUGGAUCUGAUAUAUGGAGGAGGGAGCAUUGGGCUGAUGGGUUUGGUUUCUCAGACUGUUCUUCGUGGUGGAUGCCAUGUUCUUGGAGUCAUUCCCAGAGCUCUUGUUCCAGUUGAGAUAUCAGGGGAAGCAGUGGGAGAAGUGCUAAUGGUGUCUGAUAUGCACCAGAGAAAGGCUGAGAUGGCUUGUCGAUCUGAUGCCUUCAUUGCACUCCCUGGUGGGUAUGGAACCAUGGAAGAGCUGCUGGAGAUGAUAACAUGGUCUCAGCUUGGAAUUCAUAACAAGCCUGUGGGUCUCUUAAAUGUUGAUGGUUACUAUGAUUGGCUCCUGGGAUUGUUCGAUAAAGGUGUAGAAGAAGGGUUUAUUAAGCCAUCUGCCAGAAACAUUGUUGUCUCUGCACAGACAGCUGCAGAGCUUAUCCAGAAGAUGGAGGAUUACAUACCUUUGCAUGAUCAAGUAGCACCUAGUCAAAGCUGGAAGGCUCAAGAGCCUUGUGGUGCAGAUUCUUAGCAGCCACUUCUCUUCAAUCCUCCAGAAGGGCUUCUAGCUGUGAUGCUUCACAAAUAACAAGUGCCAUGGCAAGUGCAAUUGGGAUGAAAAAUAUACCCCCCUUUUGAGUUAUUGAUGAUUCGUCGAUUAACACUUUUAAACACAGAUUUGACUCCAACAGAUUGGAGAGAGAGAGAGAGAGAUUGGACUACAGCCAACCACUUCAUACAAAAAGAAAAAAAAGAAAGAAAAAAAGCAAAGUACAAAACAAAUUUCUAGCAGGAGUGCAAUGUAAUCUGUAUGAUCAAAUGAAAUAGAAUGUCAUCAUUGACACCCAA